CGCUAUGCAGCCAGCUCAGACCGAGGAAGGUCCCGUGUCCUUUGAGGAAGUGGAUGUAGAUUUCACCAAGGAGGAGUGGGAGCUGCUGAAUCCAGGCCAGAGGGCUCUGGCCAUGGAAGUCACGCUGGAGAAUUUGGGGAAUGUGGCCUCUCUGGGAGAACUUUUGACUCCUAGACCUGAAGAAGAAAAGAUGUUUGCCCAAAAUUUCAAGGAAAGAGACAGAACAGGAGGAAGUGAUGGGCAGAGAAGUGAGAAUGAGCGAGAACCUUAUGGGAUGUUGGUAGACAGAGCCUGGCAGCCAGAGGUGGAUAAAAACAUCAUGAAUCAAGAAAGAACAAAAACGCAGGAAGGAAACCUCACACAGAAUCUGCAAAGUACAUCUCCUACGUCUCCAGGAGGGUACUCGCAGGUUACCCCAAUCCAACAAGAAACCAAGAACGGAAAGGGAAAGAAUGAGUGUCCUGUAUGUUCCAAAAACUUCAGCAGUAAAUCGAGUCUUAAUGUACACCAAAGAAUUCACACAGGGGGGAGACCUUACAUAUGUUCAGAGUGUGGCGAGGCCUUUCGCGAAAAAGCACACCUUACUUCACAUCAGAGAACCCACACAGGAGAGAAACCGUAUACGUGCCUGGAAUGUGGAAAAAGCUUCAGCCAGAGCAAAAAUCUGACUUCCCAUCAAAGAAGCCACACGGGUGAGAAGCCAUACAAAUGCACUGAGUGUGGAAAGGGUUUUAGUCAGAAGGCAAAUCUAGUGAAACACCAAGGAACCCACACAGGGGAGAAACCAUAUAAAUGUCUGGAAAGUGGAAAGAGUUUAAGUCAGAGCGCACUCGUUACUGCACAUCUGACAACUGAUAUGCGAGGGAAACAGCAUAAAUGCCUGGACUGCAAUCGGGGCUUUUUAAAUAUGUCAGACCUGGUUCGACAUCAGAGAAUUCACACAGGAGAGAAGCCAUAUAAAUGCUCAGAAUGUGGGAGGAGCUUCAGCCAGAGAGCAAACGUUCUUAGACACCAAGAAACCCACACAAGGGAGAAACCAUAUAAAUGUUCAGAAUGUGGAAAGAGCUUCCGGUGGAACGCACAGCUGAUUUCACAUCAGACGGUCCACACGGGGGAGAAAAUGUGCAAAUGCUCAGACUGCGGCCAGAGCUUCUGUAGCACCUCCAACCUGGUCAGACAUCAGAGAAUCCACACGGGGGAGAAGCCAUAUAAAUGCUCGGAAUGCGGAAAGCGCUUCAACCAGAGGACCAAUCUAACGUCGCAUCAAAGAGUCCACGCGGCGGCAAAACUAUAUAUUGCCUUGGGGUACGGAAAGAGCGAAACGCCAAGCCUGGACCCCCAUGCUGCACACUGUGCUACACAACCCCAGUGUUCGAGCCCCCUCACUUUAAACCAGAAUAGCAAAGAGCAGCAGCGCCCUCCGCUGGACACCACCCAGUUUGUGCGGCUUUAUUUCAGUAGCCUCCUUAAAAAUACCCCUGCUACUUAA
This is a messenger RNA of Euleptes europaea (tarantolino), 1489 nucleotides long. Its product is annotated as zinc finger protein 501-like. The record is from RefSeq and is a predicted model, not a curated record. Gene Ontology annotation, biological process: regulation of DNA-templated transcription. Bases 5 to 1489 code for a protein of 494 amino acids. The transcript has 3 exons. NCBI's taxonomy places the organism in Eukaryota, Metazoa, Chordata, Lepidosauria, Squamata, Sphaerodactylidae.